Molecule: messenger RNA, 1519 nt
Organism: Podarcis muralis (Common wall lizard)
Lineage: Eukaryota; Metazoa; Chordata; Lepidosauria; Squamata; Lacertidae
Gene: PTCRA
Product: pre T cell antigen receptor alpha
Source: RefSeq, a predicted model, not a curated record
CAUUUUGUGCCUUCCUUGGCUCUGAGAUUUUCGGGUGCGUUCUGGACCUGCUGCCCUAUUCAGUGCUUUCUCUAGCAGGAGGUAUGUCUCUCAAAUAAAUGUGCAAGCUUUCGGAGUACCACAGGACGCUGCAAUUGUUAUGUCAAGUUCUGGUGGUACUCACAUAAGCCAGUUACACAGCUAAAAUAAUCAAAAGGUGUGCUUAAAAAACACACACCAAAACACCUCUGUUGUUUACUAGGGAGCAGCUGUGCAACCGUUAGCUGCGGGAAAGGAGUACUGAGGUCAGAGAGGAAGAGAGAUGGGUUGAGCACAUUGCCUGCUAGUCUAGCGCACUCUCUGUUUGUGUAGCUGCUCAUUCUCACAAGAUGUCUCCAGCUCUCCACCUUAUGUUCCAGCACCUCCUGACCAGCGCAGCACUCCAACUUCUGACCUCAGGUCGCUUAUCUUGGAGCUUAAACGCAACACUGGCACCGCCACUCCACGUGAUAGUAAACGGCGAAAGGAAGACCCUGGUAAUUUGCCUGGUGAACGAUCUCUCUGAGGAAGCACUGGGGGCCGUCCGGUUUUCCAAUGAAAAUGGGAGCAUGCUGGAGUCUUUCACCUAUGGGAUUUCUAAGGAAGACGAUGGGACUUUCAGCAGCAUCUCUCAACUCUCCAUCAGCACCAAAGAAUUUGGAUCGUGGAGUACAGUCGCUUGCUAUGUCGCACCAAACGAAACUUCAAAGACAUGGAGCACCACCUCCCUUCAACUCUCAGAAGAAAAUAUGGGAGAUCUCUGCCUGAGUGAAAAGCAAGAAGCCCAAGAAGAGUCAUUGUUCAUUGAAGAUCUACAUAGCCGCUCACAGAUCUUACUUCUUCUGGCCAUCAGAAUUUUGCUGUUCAAGUUGCUCCUGUUUGACGUGUUGAUGACCUGCUGCAUUGUUUACAAGAGGGAAGAUAUCCCGUUGCACCUGAAGGCUUCCAACUUUUCUGCAGUUCAUCCACACAGAGUCAGAACUGCUUCUGUCACAGAAAUUGUUGCUAUGAAAAGCACAGAGCAAUGGACUGGGGGAAAGGCAACUUUCACAUAUCUGGCUGAAAAGAAGGAACUCCAUAUGGAAGCAGAGUAUGUGUCCUGAAGAUGGAAGCAUUCACUUGAACAAAAGAGGGAGAGACUAGCCUGGUUUGAAUACUGGCUGAAAAACAGGCUUUUGGCUUCCUUUCAUCUGCCUCUGCUGUGACCUUCGAUUUGGGUUCUUUGAUGCUGAACACUAAUCGGACAACAACUAAGCCAGGCACCCAGGCUGUACCGGUACACAAAUCCACACAAAUAACAAGGCUUGACACCCUUUCGAUAUUCUUGUGUUGAAAGCGCAGUAUGUGAUGUCCUGAGAAGAAUGUUUCUCUCUUGAAUAUUGCCGUGUGAUAUUUCUUUGUUCAUAAUUGUACAUAUAGUCUUGCUUGCAUUGUCCUCAAUUAUACAGCUCGUUGUCAUCUUUAUGAGAGAAUGCCUAAGGCAGUGGGGUCUGAAACCUGU